Molecule: messenger RNA, 1942 nt
Organism: Sycon ciliatum
Lineage: Eukaryota; Metazoa; Porifera; Calcarea; Leucosolenida; Sycettidae
Exons: 2
Coding region: 101-1498 (465 amino acids)
Source: RefSeq, a predicted model, not a curated record
GUCUUUCACUUCCCGUUUGUCUUGGCCACACACCACUUCCUGUCCGAGUUCGGAAGAUCUGUUCUGAGUUGCACUUCGCACUUGCGCCCUGGUCAGGAAGAUGCACGGGAGUAGCUGGUUGUUCGUGCUCGCCGCGCUUGUCGGCUCGGCGAUGGCAGCUGGGAAUCAUACUUGCUGCCCGAGAACGGCACCUUGGACGCCGUUGUUUUGCACGCGUUCAGUAUGCGAAGACGCCAUGACCUUCAAUACCACCAGCGUCAUUUUGUUCGCAGGAGCCUGUCCCCAGGGUAUGGUCAAUAGCACCUUCACGUGCGCUGUCAACUACAUACCUCGCAGCUCAUACGAAAGCUUGUACACUGUCAAGUUACCCCUGCUGCAACCAACAAAGCAGUACAGAGAUCAGAUACAACAAAACCAAGCUACGAGCAUCAUCUUGGGAGUAGGCUGUUACAGCAAAGCCAAGACUGCUAUCUGCCGUGAUGGUCUCAGAUCGAUAGUGAGCAACGUGUCAGCGGCAGUAUUGGGGAGCGCCGCGGGGUUUCGACUCAAGAGAGGUAAGCUUACUCUGAACUACAGUAUAAGUACUCUUGCGUUGGAGUGUCUGGCCUCGGGCAAUCCGGAUUCGCAGGAAUGGAAUGGUGGUAUGUCGGCGUGCGCUGCCACAGGCCUCGGCGACAGUACCAAGCCUGACAACUUCACCAGUGGACUGGUGAAGGUUGGCGGUUCGACUUGCACGGAGUGCCAGCCCCUGGUGGGAAAGCUUCCUUUCUGCGCAGCACUGUUCAGCUCGAAGGCUGCCAAGCGCUACAGUCCCCGAUGCAGCAGCCUGAACAUCACCCAGUCGCAGGGAAACGACAAGUGCAUGAAGCUGGUCCGCGCUGUUGCCUGCAGAGCUGCCAUGUCGCCAUGUGAGAGCGCCUCCACAGGUGGCAAAGCCUGGUGCUCCAAGACGUGUCAGGACAGUUUCACUGGCUCAUGUGGCGUCACAACCGCUGCCGCCACAACCAUCUGCACCGCCCUUGACGUGACAAGCACACAGUGCGAUGCCAAGAGCCCGCCAGACCACUCGGCGUUCCGCCUCGGCAAGUCGGCCAGUGCGAAACGCCGCAUCCUGAAAUAUCAGCUGUGCGUGGCCCCGGGAAACACCUCGGACUUCCUGCUCGUUUUGGACAGCGUGGUGCGGACACUCUGCAGUUCGCAGGAUUGCAGUGGAGAAGUGGAGAAGUCUGGAAGCGGCGUUGAUGCCAACAACGAGACUUGUGACAAGUACAAUACGACGGUUAAUGCCCCAUCCACUUUCUCGGCUGCUGUGUUCAAGAUUGGUGUUGCCGCUCAACUGGGUGUAUCCCCUAGCACCCUGGAUGUGUCGGACUCGGAGGUUUUCCAGACGGUUGUCGAGCCGGUUACGAGCGACAACAGCGCCGCUGCAGCCCUGCCGACCGUGUCGGCCGUCUCUCUGUUCCUUGUCGCUCUGCUUGCCGCUUACUCUGCCCAGUAGAGUGCUAGGCAAUACGUGUAUGUACGUGUGUGUGUGUGUGUGUGUGUGUGUGUGUGCGUGUGUGUGCGUGCGUGGGUGUGUGUGUGCGUGUGUGUGUGUGCUCCGGCAUGUAAGAGUUUUGUGUUUAUGUAGCUGUCGAGUGUGCACAUAUUUGCGAGCACCAUCGUAACACGCAAACAGACACAAUCACGCACGUGCUUACACAGAUACACACACACACACACACACACACACACACACACACACACAUACAAACACGUGGAUACCCGCGCCUAGUGGCAAGAAAACAGCUAUCUGUUUGGUUGUCUUCAACACGUUUGUGUAUGCGCUUCAACCAUACUAGCAGCUAUUCUUUUUUGUGCAAAUGAUGAAAUCUCUUUUUUCGUCUUUUCUCUUUAUUUUCUGUCUCUCUUGCACUUCCUGUUCACCAAACGUUCAGAAUUA